This is a messenger RNA of Antechinus flavipes (yellow-footed antechinus), 6139 nucleotides long. It is a transcript of the gene SUSD6, whose product is annotated as sushi domain containing 6. Bases 542 to 1450 code for a protein of 302 amino acids. The transcript is spliced from 7 exons. Lineage: Eukaryota; Metazoa; Chordata; Mammalia; Dasyuromorphia; Dasyuridae. The record is from RefSeq and is a predicted model, not a curated record.
CCUGAAAGGCUCUUCCCCGCCCCCAGCCCAGUACAGCUCAGCUGGGGCGGUGACGCGGCCGCCUCCGCCACCUUCCAUUCUCUGAGUCCUGCGACAAGUUCCUUUCCCCCUCCCCCUCACGCUCUUGCCUCUCCCCCUCCUCCCCGCGGCUACUGCCUGCGCAAGGCGGACGGACAAGGGCACUCGAAACCUGGGCUGCGGACCCCGCGGAGGUGGCGGCGGGCGGACAGGCAGGCAGGCGGGCAGCCUGGACCAGCCGACAUCUGGCCGGAGGGCGCCGCGCCUGCUCUUUGCUUCGUUGCUCCAGGUCGAACUCAUACAGUGUGCAUGUGACAAAGGAAAAACUUGACUCACUGAUUCAGACAUCAGUCUUCUUCUCGUCAGCUGCUUCUUCCCUUCUUCGCCCAGAGCCUCCAUGACUUGUGGGGCAAAAUUGGAUCUUUUCUUAAAGCUCAACUCUGCUUGAGAGAUUUCAAGGUGGAUUUGUACCUGGCUGGCAGGUUUAUUUCCCCUUUUUCUUUCAAACUUGGACGGAUAAAAGAUGUGCUAUGGCAGGAUAACACCAAAGAGCAGCUCAGCCUCACCAUUUACCUCCUUAGGACAUGGAUUAUUUCUUCCAUUCAUAAUUAUUAGCACUUUCCUUGGAAAUGGAAUUGCUUCAGUGUGUCCUCGACCACCAGCACCAGAAAAUGGUGGCUUCAUCUGCCACCCAACCCCCUGUAAAGAUCCCUUGGCAGCAGGCAGUGUCAUUGAGUAUCUAUGUGAUGAAGGCUACAUGCUGAAAGGAGAUUACAAAUACUUGACAUGUAAAGAUGGGGAAUGGAACCCAGCUAUGGAGAUCAGCUGUCAUCACAACCAAGACAAAGACCUUCACACAACGAUUGGUGUGCCCACCCUGUCAAUAGUGGCCUCCACCGCAAGUUCAGUAGCACUCAUUCUUCUUCUAGUUGUGCUCUUUGUUUUGCUCCAGCCAAAAUUGAAGUCCUUCCAUCAUAGCAGGCGUGACCAAGGGGUAUCUGGCGACCAGAUCUCUAUCAUGGUGGAUGGUGUUCAGGUAGCCUUACCGUCAUAUGAAGAAGCAGUGUAUGGCAGCUCUGGGAAUUCUGUGCUGCCUUCUAAUUCCCGAAUACAAAUUGUACUGUCUGAAGGGGCUGAUCCAAGCAGUGCAAGGGAGGUACAGCAGCAAGACCAAGGAACCCACAUCUGCUCUUCCUCAGGGGCAGAGGAUGAUGCCCCGGGACACUCUGGCCUGGGUGAUGUCCUAAGUGCUCAGCGCUCAGAGACUGUAAUGGUGCACCAGGCCACCACUUCCUCCUGGGUAGCCGGCACAGGAAACAGCCAUCCUGCACACAAAGAUGCCCCAGACUCAGAAAACAGUGAUAUACAAAGCCUUUUAUCUCUCACUUCUGAGGAAUAUACAGAUGAUAUUCCGUUAUUGAAAGAAGCAUGAAGUUUGCUGCUGCUGUCUUCAUGUGGCCUCCUUCCCCCUUAUGUUGUUCCUGUCUGCCCCUUCUUCAUUUCCCUUUGGGUUCUGAGCACUCUGUGCAGCCUCCAUUCCUCAUCUUACACCCGUCUGCCCUGGUGAUUAGAGCAGCUCCCUAAGGUCACUCCUGGCCAAACACCCAAAGGAAACCUUGUUGGGCAGCCAACAGGGCUGGUCCCAUACUUGGCUUCUCCUGCCUCUCUUUGUCUGAAACUUAUUUGAGUGAGCUGAGAUUGGGUCCUUCCUUUCUCCCCCACAACCUUCUUGGGCCUCUUCAGCCCUCCCCUCAGCCAGCUGUUUAGCAUCGGCCCCCACAGGCCAUAGUGCGGCUGUCUUUACUUGUGCCUUCCCCCAGCCCCCCAGGCCGUUGGCUCAACACUGGCCUGAGUGGUUGCGCUGUUGCUGCUGCUAUUGCUGCACAGGAUGCAAAAGGUCUAUGGGGUCAGUGCCCCCUCCAUUACUGUUGGCAGCAGUAAGCCCAAGGUUGAGAGCAUACUGGUGAGGAAAGGCUUCAGGGUAGGGGCAGUUAUUAUGGGGGGAUUGGAGAUGAAGAACAGGGGUAUUAACCCCCCAGUGGCUGCCUUAUGAAGAAUAGCUGUAUACUUGGAUAACAUAUUUGUGACUUCUUUAACUUUUUAAUAGAGGGAUUAUUGAGAGUCAUGCCAGUUUUCAGCAAUUCUGUGUUGAUCAGUCCAGGGGCCAGGAAUGUUGACCCCUCUUUAAUUGACAUUUUUAGGGGCAUACAUGGGAAAGAGCUAAAAGGGGAGGGAGAGUACAUGGACACUGCAACUCUUAUCUUUCUAAUAUGCAAGACCCCACUUACUGGUCCUGGCUGUCUCAGCCAUGACUUUUAUCUCUUCCCCCAUUCCCUAGAGUCUAAAGGAAAGCAACAUGUGGCCUCCUGGGUUCGUUUUCCUUUUCCCAGGCCCCUGUAGCAGAGUUCCAUCAUCUAUAGAAAGAGGAAGAAAAGUCAGAAGCCAUCUAGUAUCCAUCAUCAUUCCCUCCCCUGCACAUGCUGUUUUCCCAGGCUUGCAACUAGCAUUUUGUUCAAGUUGCAUCUUUCUGGGUAUGUGGUGAUAUUAUGGAGCUGGAGGAACUCGUGUGCCCUCCCCUCUCCCAGACACAGUGCCUUGGGUGUGGCUGUAGGCAGCCUGAACCCUGGGUCCUGAGCAUUCCUGUCAACACAGUCACGUGCCUUAGUAACUGUCCCCAAGAAGCACCCUGCUACUUAGUGCUGCUGCUUUUCCCACUUGACCCUUUCCUCUCCUUCCCCCACCCUCCUCUCUUUCCCCUUUGUCACAGCGGACAAAUGACUUUCUUGUCUUCCUUGGAGCUCAGGAAGAAGGGCUAAGAAAGAGCCUGAGCUACCACCCUCACUCCAGUAGCCAGACUGCCUUGUUGUGGGUGAAUACUCUGCUACUAAGGCGAUUAGGUUGAGGGAGAGGGUGAGAAGGGUACUCUAGAAAAGCCAUGUGUGUUUGGGGUGCAGACACCAUUCUCCAGAGCCAUUGGUUUCCUAGAGGAAAGACCAGAGUCCAGGCAUUUAGGCUGUUUAUAGCUUGCAUGACCUCCCAUAGACAGCUUCCAUGAUGUUGUGCUUCAAAGCAAUUUAAUGACACUCUUCAUUUGAUUAUUGUGAGACCUCAGAAAGACAUUGGAUAAAAGGUUGAUACUUUGGGAAUAUUCUAGAAGCGCAGGGGCAAAAGACUUGGAAGAUAACCAUCUUUUAUUCUUCUUCCCUAGCUUCCUUGUCAAGAUGAUAGUAAUAACUUCCAACUAUUAUGUAACCUGCUCAGCAAAGCCUCUGGGGACUACCUCUAGCUGUCUUAGACAAUGGGAAUAACCACAAAGAACAACUAGAAAGAGAAGCUUCUAUCAACCAUCAGUGUGGCUGCCUCUCCCCUUAAAUAACCUUACACACAGGCUUAUACACUGCACUUUCUUGCAUUAUCAUCCCCUUGUUUCAGCAACAAGCAGUUCUGUUUCCUCCUAGAGUUAAUAGUAGCUGACAUUUAUAUGACGCUUUAAGGUUUGCAAAGCGCUUUGUAAGUGAAGUGCCUGUUAUAGCCCAUUUACUUUCUUCUCCUUUGUCCCCCACCAUCAUAUCCACAUAACUUUUACCCAAAGCCAUGUGAGUUGCUGGAAAAUUGGGGAGAGGCCCUGUAAGGAGAGUCCCAUACCAGGCCCUGCUGCUUCAAAGAUGAAAUUAAAGCCAGGAGAAGGCUUCCUGCCAUGAAGUAGAAUGAAUAUCAAGUGAACCCCUGUCUCCACAGUCACUUUUAUUAUCUAGAAUCACAGGCAGCUUCUGGUUCCCGGGAAGAAGGGAGGGAGAGUCCCUCAUGAUCACUGCUGAGUGAUCACAAGUAGAGUGAGUCCAAAUCCUUCCUUUCAGUCUUCCUAAAAUGAUGAAAAAUAAAAACAGUUGAGGGAGAAACAAUCCUGCCUUCCUGCCAAGCUUUCAGCUUGUUUGAAUAUCUGCAUGUACCUCUGGCUCAGGAUGCCAGAAAUAAAGAAAAGUUUUUACCUUGUUUUUUUGUUAGAGUGAUCUUCUCCUCAGAGAACACAAUCUAGGACCCUGUGCUUUACCACAGAGCAUUUGGACUUUUUGCUGGCCCUUUAAAAAGGGAAAAAGAGAAGCUUCCCCAUUUAUGGAUCUCCUUUCCGCUGGUCUUGCUCAGACGCACUAGCCUACCCAGGCAUUUGACUGCCUGCCCAGACGUGUUGCCACGUUAGGAGGAAAAAGGAAAAAAUGAUGAGGAAAAUAAAUGCAGGAGUCCUUUCCCCCCACCUGCUUUGGAUACCAGAAUAUAAAAUAACAGCAGGGUUGUUGAGAACUCUGUAUUGGAUUAAAUUAGAUGACUUUUGUUAAACAGCCCAUUUUGUACUGCUGGAGUUGGGGUUACAUGUUAGCUGCUAAUAACCAGAACAGCUUCAAAUAGAGUAAUUCCCUCCCUCCCCCAAAACAACCUUUUAAUGAAUCCUUAGCAGGAAAGCACCCUGCAUUUACCUCCUCAGUACUGUUUCCAGGGCUCUUAGGCUUUACUUUUGACAACUGCAAAGGGAUUCAGGGAGUUUCAUAUUUGCUUUGAGGUGGGUCCUGGCUCAGAGACAAAGACAUGCUUUAUUGGAUAGAGCAACUAGGCUGGUUGUUGGUGGUCCCUAGGAAAAAAGUGUACCUAAGGGAGCUUCUUUGGAUGGGAAUGAGACAAACUACGUGGCAAAACACAAACCACCGUAGGUGAACUAAGCAAAAAGCAUUUGUCGGCUUUUUAGGUCUUAGGAAGAUAAUGAACAGCGCCAAAGGACUAAGUUUUUGAAUUUUCCUUUUUUUUUUUUUUUGCACAGAAAUAUUCUGUCUGCCUCAGUGCAAGUUUACAUAUCCUGUUGACUUGCACCAUCAUAAUUACUUCAAAGAGAACCAGUGUACAGUGAAAAUUUUUAAAGUAAUACCUGUUCUUUGCAAUGCCUUAGUUUAAUAUUUUGCCAUCUGCAGUUUGUUUACUUUUCCACCUUCCAUUGCACCUGGUGUAAACUUGACCACUUUGGUUCUGUGCUGUCCGUUCUCCCAAGUUCUGAAUUGGGAUUCCAGCAUUGCCCAGGAAAACUUCUGCUAAUUGUACUUCCUACUAAGUAGAUUUUAUUAGAUAGAGCAUCUCACUGUACAUUCUAUAAAUCUUCUGUUUAAAAACAAAAUCUAAAUUAAUAUCUUUUUCUGCUUACAUACUUUCAAUUUACCUGUCUCCUUCCUACUAAUAAGAAGCUACCUAGCAAGACAAAGGUAUAGUUUUCCUGCUUUCAUUCCCAGAAACAUGAGAGUAGUGAUCCAGUCAUCCUUUUCCUGCAUCCUAGCUUAGUUUUCAAGUUCUUUGCUUGCAUACAUACCUCUGCUUCCUCCAUUUUUACGGAAGCAUGUGAGCACAGAGAAUGGAAUAUGCCAUAAAUAUGUCUUGUCUUGGCUUAAAAAAGAAAAAUACAGGCUCUACAGUUAGGUUCCAGAUGUGGGUCGGAGAUGGCAAAACUGCCUUUCCCACAGCAUCCAUUUGGCUUCUUUUCAUUGCCUAUUGGCUGGAAAGAAAUCAAAUCACUUUUUUGGGUGGGUGGGGAGAGCGUUAGACAGAGUUUUGGUUGAGCACUGUAUCUGAUAGUUUCCAUGAAAAGAAGGAAAGAAUAGAUUGGACUUUACUGGGGAACAAUAUGUUUUUUAUUUUCAGCUUAAACUUGAAGUUUUCAAAUGAAAGGCCCAAAGCCUCACUGAGCCCUCUGCCAAGCAGAGGAAGGGAGUCUAGGAGGGACAGUGUGGGAGCUGAGUUGUCAGACUACCACUGAGGGAAAAAAUUGGUAGGCAAGCCAGGAAGAGUUUGGUGGCCUUCCAUGAAUUUCUUCAGUUCUUUUCCAAAUUGCACCACUAUGGAAUCCUUUGCAGAAUGGUACUCAUUUAUAAUGUGGGACUUUUAAGACAAUAGAUAUAUAAUUGAUGUUGUGCAGGAUAUCAAUUUUUUUUUGCUUUAUUUUAUAAACAUAUGUAUCCUGUACAUUGCAGUGGGUGUGAAGAUAGUAUUUUAAUAUUUGUACAAAGUUUAAUUUAAUUUUAAUUGUUCUAUGUAUAUAACUGCAUUUCUAAAUAAUAAUAAAAGCAAGUUAUUUUAAAAUGAACAA